GGCAAUAUCAUGAAAGUUCUUGCAGGACAGUGGAUCUAAUAUUAAUAUCUGUCUGGUAAAGAAGAAGUAUUUUUUUGCAAAAGCCGGGGCUCCUUUCCUGCUUGUAAUUUGGAAACAGGAGAUGGGAGAACGUGAGAGACGAAAUCCUAGCAAACACCACUAUCCUAAAUUGCCACACAUACAAGUUCCUUCAAGUGAAUGGGACUCAUUCUUGAUGAAGGGUUUGAACCCAGGACAAAAACGCUAUUUUUAUAGCAUCCUGAGCAUCUACGACAGCCGGGGGCAGCGAGAAGCCUUGUGCCGCUGCUACACGAUCAGCCUUCAGCGCCACAAUGCUCUGGGGCUCAUCACAAAGCAGCAAGUGAGAUAUUACGCUUCCUUCAUCAAAGAUUCAAAAUCCAGCCGAAGGUCGAAGCCAAGAAGAAGGUCUCCCACAAAGGCAGACGGCAGGAGAGCAAAGCUGCAUUCCUGUAAUCAAAUAUGAAUCAAAGGAGCCAGGGAGAACUCUCUCGCCCGGCGAGGGAAGAUGAAUCACGGUUUGGCAUUCGGGAAAAACGGGAUGCUUUGCCUUCUGUUGCUCCGAAUUUUGCAAAACAGCAACGGGCUGUUUAGGAAGAAGAGACUCAACCUGUUCACAAAGAGAUUCCAUCUUAACUCAUGGAUGAAACAGAGGGUCCUUGUGGAAGCUUGCCAGAUUCCCCUACUGUACCCCCCCUAAAACUGGCAUUAAAAC
This is a messenger RNA of Ahaetulla prasina, 733 nucleotides long. RefSeq names its product family with sequence similarity 216 member B (gene FAM216B). The record is from RefSeq and is a predicted model, not a curated record. The coding region runs from base 122 to 484 and encodes 120 amino acids. The transcript has 4 exons. Lineage: Eukaryota; Metazoa; Chordata; Lepidosauria; Squamata; Colubridae.